Ostreococcus tauri is the source of this 429-nucleotide messenger RNA. RefSeq names its product unnamed product. The record is from RefSeq and is a predicted model, not a curated record. NCBI's taxonomy places the organism in Eukaryota, Viridiplantae, Chlorophyta, Mamiellophyceae, Mamiellales, Bathycoccaceae. The coding region runs from base 1 to 429 and encodes 142 amino acids. The transcript has a single exon.
AUGGAUCCGCUCCUCGCCUGGAUCAUCUCGUGCGAGGCAAGCGGUGACAUGGAUAAGCUGUACUCGAUCACCCGUCAACCACCGCGUGGGGAUUUUGAGCGAUGUUUAUUCGGCUACGACGGGCACUCAGCGCAGUCUGAGGUGCUCGCUUUGAUGGCGCCGCGACCCAACGCGACACCGAGCGCCACGCACGCGAAGCGACGGGAAGCGACGUCGAAACAGCGCGACCGCAGUGUGACACAGCGAGCGCAGCGUGAUCGCGCGUUCGACAUCCAACAUCCGGCGCGCGAGUACACGCGCGCGGCUGAGGCGCGUCGGUAUCGAUCGCUGUGGGUGAGCGAUCGAUCCGCCUGGCUCGAAGCUUCAAAGAGUCGAUGGCGCUCGCUCAGAAGGGCUAGAAUGUACGUUUCCGAAGCGAAUAAGACAUAA